Polyodon spathula (Mississippi paddlefish) is the source of this 4140-nucleotide messenger RNA. Its product is annotated as E3 ubiquitin-protein ligase MARCHF2. The record is from RefSeq and is a predicted model, not a curated record. Gene Ontology annotation, molecular function: ubiquitin-protein transferase activity; zinc ion binding. Gene Ontology annotation, biological process: protein ubiquitination. NCBI's taxonomy places the organism in Eukaryota, Metazoa, Chordata, Actinopteri, Acipenseriformes, Polyodontidae. The transcript is spliced from 5 exons. Bases 334 to 1074 code for a protein of 246 amino acids.
CCUCUUAAACUGAGCAACACAAAUACGAGCACGUAUCCAGCGUCAGAGAGAGCGGCAGCUUACGGAGAGUAUGUAGCACGUUUCACUCUUAGAAACGGCAGGAGGAGGAGGAGGAGGAGGAGGCUGUCGUUUAGUGACAGCGAGAAUAACAACAAAACUAAGCAAGAUAUACGAUGCUGGCGACAGCGAAGUAAUAUAUUUAUCUGUACCCCUAUAUAGUGGUUGAAUGUAAACGUGCUUUUAAUCUGCUGAAGAUGGAUAAAGGCAGACACCGACCUGCCUGACCAGUGGAGCCUGUCUCUAGAGGGAACACCGCUACCUCUUUGGAGUGCCAUGACCACAGGAGAGUGCUGCCAUCUGCCCGGCUCGCUGUGUGACUGCACUGGCAACGCGGCACUGUCCAAAACUGUGGAGGAGUCCGACGUCCGAAGGGCGCAGUACAUCACAGAGGUCACUGCAAAGGACGGCAGGCUCCUGUCCACAGUCAUCAAAGCGCUGGGGACACAAAGCGAUGGGCCCAUUUGCCGAAUCUGCCAUGAGGGGGGCAGCGGGGAAGGGCUGCUCUCCCCAUGUGAUUGCACUGGGACCUUGGGCACUGUGCACAAGAGCUGCCUGGAGAAGUGGCUCUCCUCCUCCAACACCAGCUACUGUGAGCUGUGCCACACAGAGUUCACUGUGGAGAGGAGGCCCCGGCCCCUGACUGAGUGGCUGCGAGACCCCGGCCCACGCAAUGAGAAGAGGACUCUGUUCUGUGACAUGGUGUGCUUCCUCUUCAUCACCCCACUGGCUGCCAUCUCGGGCUGGCUGUGUCUGCGGGGCGCCCAGGACCACCUCCAGUUCAACAGCCGGCUGGAGGCUGUGGGGCUCAUCGCACUCACCAUCGCACUCUUCACUAUCUACGUCCUCUGGACUCUGGUUUCAUUCCGCUAUCACUGGCAGCUGUAUACGGAAUGGAGACGAACCAAUCAGAAGGUCUGCCUGAUGAUUCCUGACGCCAAGGGCUCACACUCUACCCAGCAGUCCUUGCUGUCUGCCAAGCUGAUGAAGAAGACUGCUGACGAGACCAUCGUAUGAACCCCCCUCCCCCCUUCCUGGGUGAGAGUGGGGAAGAGGGGUGGUGUUGGGCUGAGCAGAAUGGGCUUGAUCUUCACGACGCCUCACACUCCAACUCUAAGUAAUUUUUUUUUUUUCAUCUAUAGAUAUUAACCUUCCUCAAAUUGUAUUUCCCUAUGAGCGAAGCCAACAAAAUCCGAAGUGUUUUCAUUACCCCUUCUUGUUGGUCUGCACGGAUCAUCCAAACGUUGCGUUAGUCUUGCCUACAGGCUUCCCAGUAAAGAUGGGGUCGGAUUAAUUUGAUGGCAUCUACCAGUAUAGAUGCUGUAUGUAAUCUUUACCUGAAAUGUAUGUAUUUUUGUUUUGUUCGAGCAAAUGCAAGAAUUGCGCAGCCUGCUUCUUGUAGUGUUCUUUUUUUGAAGACCAAUCGCAACAGAUGACUCUCUACAAUGUUUUGAGACCUUCCAUUGGGAGGCAACAGAUGCAUUGGUGGAUCUCCUGCCCAGUCUCGGGAGACUUGGCUGUUCUCCUCCAGGUCUGCUAGAUUAACAAGUUAAAGUGACAUGAGCUGUAGAAGUCGGUGGUGGCUUUUACAUGGUCGAAGUGGAGGACGGAGGUUUGUGACGAGUCUGUCCUUUUUGUUUUAAGUGUAAAAACGGGAGUGACUGUCAUCUCGUAGAAGGUGCAAUAAACUUUUAGAGCACUGUCCUUGUCGCCGUGUGAAAUGGACACACAAACCCGCGGUUUUGCAUGCAUGCACAUAAGAUGUUUGUUUGUAGGGAAGACAAACAUGUUUCUUAUAUGCCAUUUCCAAAAAAUAAUAAUUUAAAGACCCAAGCCUUGCAACUUCCCCAAAAAAAAAAAACAAAAAAAACUUUGUGGUAAAUUUGGAAGGAGAGUCUCUGGAGACCAGCUUCAUGCACUUUGAGUGCAACAGGGUCAUUGGACGCUCGGGAAGAAUUAUUUUUAACAAACACUAAGGUGCUACAGUUAUAUUAUACUUAAUCUUUUUUUUUUUUUUUUUUUUUUUGAAGAAAUACCUUUCACAAAUGCACUUGCGUAAGAUUAGGUCAAUUGAUUUCUAUAUAGUGUGUGUGUGUGUGUGUGUAUAUAUAUAUAUAUAUAUAUAUAUAUAUAUAUAUAUAUAUAUAUAUAUAUAUAUAUAUAUAUAUAUAAAAUCUGGUAGUAAGGAGGAGUCCUUUUCAAAUCCAUGUUGAUGUUCAGCAAGUAUCUUCUAAUCAGCAUCAGUCAGCAUGUGAAGGUGUGCCACAGACAGGUGUGCCACAGACGCGAGUCGGGGACAGUGUUGCAUUAAUGCUCUUGGCUGAUCUGUUGAGUGCAGGCAGCCCAGUGGGUACUGGGCUGUGAUGCGUGACACUGGAACACACAUUCUCCAGGGCUGUGGAUACUUCUAAUAUAAUUACGUUCUUACGACAGGGAAUUAAAUCUAAAGCAUUAGGAUAGAUCCAGCAUGGUUUUGUGGCAUCUUUUUUCAUUUCAAUGUUUGGAGCGGCAUGGAGACUUUUAAAUGUGGACUGAACAAAAAUACCAAUUGGGGACUGUUUGUAAGACACUAGUUUUCCUGUAACGCUCCAGAUCUCUCAUUUCAUCAUAAUUUCACAAUGAUGCACUUAAUGGGUGAAGGCUAAAUUAUUGCACAAGUCUUCCCUGUUGUGCUCUACCAUUCGCUAUAGGGGUUUCUUGUGCAAUUUUCAGUAGCUUCCUUACCUGUAGCCCCUUUAGGUAUGUGAAAUGAGAUUGUUGCAACUCUCUCUACACACAUGCAUACUGUUAGUGAAUACCCUUAAGAUGAAACCCAGCGAACUACCUUCAAAAUUGAAAACUACCAAAGCUUUAAUUCGGGGGCAAUAGGAGGGAUCAGAACAAAUCUUGCACCCUAAAUUGGUUUCAAGAUUUUGAAAACCUGGGGGGUUUAAAAAAAAAAAAAAAACCCACACCUCUUGCUUACAAUCGUGUGUUUUUUAGUGUUCCCUUUUUUUAAAUUAGUUUUAUUGUGAAGAUGCCAAGCCCAUAGAGUAAGCUGGUGUUGCGUACCCUUUUGUAUUGAUGGACCUCAUCUUGGAAGUUUAUUUUGUGUAGUAGAAUAGAAAUGGCCUUGUAGCACUUUGCGUUUUUGUGUCUCGUCCUUUACCAGAAUGUUGUGGUCACCAGCAAGCUAGCUGAAACUGCUAUGCAAGCAAGAAAAAAAGCGUUUGUAGCAAAGAAAUUCCUGUUCCUUUCCCGAUUCCUCCAUGCACCCAAAUCCCUGCGUGUAUCUUUACUGCUGUCCGCAGCCUGAAGCCUGCGGAUGAUUGUGCAAUCGUACUGACCGAAAAAUGCUGCCUAAAAUGAUUUCCAUUGUAUUGUUUAAAGGUAUGGCCUGCUUUGGUUGUUGGCACCCAAAGCAAAGAGGGUGGGUGGUAGAUCUGCACAGUUAGAGGUGGUUUUGGUGUUCUUUUAAUGAUCUGUGGAAAAUAAAGAAGGAAACAAUGCACAUGAAUUUGAAAGAUUGUAUAUGAUAGUCCUUGGAGAUGGUCAUUUUCAGGACUCGGCACCAUGCUGCAUGGUAAUGGACAUUUAAAUUAUAAUAAUAGUCUUGGCUAUGGACAAACAAAACAGAGUUUUACACAGUUCCAUGCGUGUUGGACGUGUUCACUGCCAUGGACACUGAUAACUCUUGCCAUGUCAUGCGUCUCCCUGUAUGGACAAGUUUCCGACCCCUGGACAUUUAUAAGCACUUGUUUUGUAUAGAUAUCCCCCCCACCCCACCGAGUUGGUUAAAUAUCGUGCCAAAGGCUGAACCCCAAUAAAAUAAAAAUAUAUUUAUGUGGCACCUUGAACAAAAAAAAUUUAAAAGCUCUAUAUACCGUAGAUAGUGUUUUAAUUGUAUUGUAAGAAAUGGUUCUCUCCUUGAAUGGAUCACAUCCAUAGUAACAGUUCUGCCAGCUGGCAUAGUUAACUGCUCAAGUGCCAAUUGAUUUUAAAUCCGCCUAAUGCUACCCAGGGGUGGAUGGUUAUAGGCAAUUAUACUACUAGUGUUUGUAAAAUAAAUGAAUGAAUUAAUAAAUACAUGCAUUAAAAAAACAA